GUACCCAAAAAAAAAAAGGUUAAGUAAUCUUCUCUGUCUUCUCCAAUUGCAAUUCUCAAUUUUCAUUGUAUAACAUCCGAGAAAUUUCCAAUUUAGGGAAAUUUUCUUCAACCCUAAAACAUCUAGAGAAGAAGAGAGAGAAAAUAACCGCCAUGGAAGCAGCUGCAAGAAGAUCCGGUGGAGGGCUAUGGGAGGGCAUGUACCGCGUUGUUAUGCGCCGAAACUCCGUCUAUGUCACCUUCGUCAUCGCUGGCGCUUUCGUUGGUGAACGAGUAGUGGACUAUGGAGUUCAUAAGCUGUGGGAGUACAACAAUCAGGGGAAACGAUAUGAAGACAUCUCCGUGCUUGGUCAAAGACCAUCAGAAUAACUUAUUUUUCGUAUCUCUGGUAUAAGCUUGCGGGAGUUUGUUGCAUCUGGAAUUCAGGAUGGGAUAUUGGGGCCAGUUGGCUGAUUGAUUUUGUGAUAAUAAUGAAUGUUGUUUCAUUUCGUUUUUAGUUUUCACAAACCAAAGCUAGUUGAUGUUUGGAACUGCAAUUUUAUAUAAGAGGAAAUUUGAGUAUUUCCUAGCA
Messenger RNA from Beta vulgaris subsp. vulgaris (sugar beet), 570 nucleotides. Its product is annotated as cytochrome b-c1 complex subunit 9, mitochondrial. The record is from RefSeq and is a predicted model, not a curated record. Bases 153 to 368 code for a protein of 71 amino acids. Gene Ontology annotation, biological process: mitochondrial electron transport, ubiquinol to cytochrome c. NCBI's taxonomy places the organism in Eukaryota, Viridiplantae, Streptophyta, Magnoliopsida, Caryophyllales, Amaranthaceae. The transcript has 3 exons.